Syngnathus typhle (broad-nosed pipefish) is the source of this 316-nucleotide messenger RNA. RefSeq names its product protein PET117 homolog, mitochondrial (gene pet117). Gene Ontology annotation, cellular component: mitochondrion. The record is from RefSeq and is a predicted model, not a curated record. NCBI's taxonomy places the organism in Eukaryota, Metazoa, Chordata, Actinopteri, Syngnathiformes, Syngnathidae. Bases 82 to 306 code for a protein of 74 amino acids. Gene Ontology annotation, biological process: mitochondrial respiratory chain complex IV assembly. The transcript has 2 exons.
AGAAGAAGACGCAGCAGAAGAAGAACAAAAAGCCGCUCGAAAGUGGCAGCAACGAUCAUCCCGCAAGCUAAUGCUAACGUGAUGUCUACGACCUCCAAAGUGGCUCUGGGACUUUCUGUGCUUGUAACUGUGAGCACAGUGGCUGCGGUUCACCUCAACCAGGCCUGGGACAGACAGCGUCUCCACGAGGGCGUCCUGAGAGAUUUGGAGCGAGUUGAGCGAAAGAAAGAGAACGUGCGGCUUCUGGAGGAGAACAGAAAGUUGAGCGCUCACCUGCGAGAGGAACGACGAGAGGUGCAGCGCUGAUUUUUCUGGC